Euleptes europaea (tarantolino) is the source of this 1770-nucleotide messenger RNA. It is a transcript of the gene MON1A, whose product is annotated as MON1 homolog A, secretory trafficking associated. Bases 107 to 1753 code for a protein of 548 amino acids. The record is from RefSeq and is a predicted model, not a curated record. The transcript has 6 exons. NCBI's taxonomy places the organism in Eukaryota, Metazoa, Chordata, Lepidosauria, Squamata, Sphaerodactylidae. Gene Ontology annotation, biological process: vesicle-mediated transport; protein targeting to vacuole.
CUCAGGCAUCACCGGCAAGAACAGAGGCAGACGCACUCGCUCACUGACACUCUCCGUGCCUCAGCAGCCUGUUCUUGUCAAAGCUGUCUUCAUCAGCUUCCAAGGAAUGGCUGCAGACGUUCACAAGAAGGGUGGAGAUGUGCUUAAUGGGUCAUUGGCCCCAGAUGAUGGGCAGCAUUCUGAGAGGUCAGAGAGUCCUACACCAGGGCUGGCUCAGGGAACAGAACCAGGAGCAGGCCAGGAAGGAGCAAUGUUUGUUCAUGCCCAGUCCUAUGAGGACCUGACCAGCACAGACCAUCCAGAUGCAAUGCUUCAGAUGCCGGGUGGCGGGGAAGAUGCCCAGUCUGACCAGUCAAAGAUAGAAGAGAUCAGCAAGGACUUCAGCGAACUGAGCACACAACUCACUGGCAUAACACUGGACUUGGAAGAAGAGAUGAGACACAGCAAAGAGGACAAGCUGGACCUCUCGCCACAGGUUUCACACCGGGACUCUGUCCUCUCAGAGAAGGAGGAAGAGGAUGUAACCAUGGAUGCCUGGCGCAUGCAUCAGAAACAUGUCUUCGUUCUAAGUGAGGCAGGCAAGCCAGUGUACUCCCGAUAUGGGUCUGAAGAAGCGCUGUCUAGUACCAUGGGGGUGAUGAUGGCGCUAGUGUCCUUUGUAGAAGCACAGAAGAAUGCUAUCAGGUCUAUCCAUGCAGAGGGGUACAAGGUGGUGUUUGUGUGCAGAAGCCCCUUGGUGCUGGUCGCUGUGGCUCGGACCCGGCAGUCAGAGCAAGAGAUCGCCCAAGAGCUCCUUUACAUCUACUACCAGAUCCUCAGCCUGUUGACCUGGACCCAGCUCAACCGCAUCUUCCAGCAGAAGCAGAACUACGACCUGCGGAGGCUGUUGGCAGGCUCCGAGCGGAUCACGGACAACUUGCUUGGCCUGAUGGCCAGGGACCCCAGCUUCCUGAUGGGGGCCGCACGUUGCCUGCCUAUGGCUGCCGGAGUCAGGGAUGUUGUGAGCACCUGCCUCCAGCAAGCCAAAGCGCAGAGUCUGGUGUUUGCCAUCCUUCUCUCCAAGAACCAGCUGGUGUCGCUGGUAAGGAAAAAGGACCAGUUCUUGCAUCCCAUUGACCUCCACUUGCUCUUUAAUCUAAUCAGCUCAUCCUCCUCAUUUAGAGAAGGAGAAGCCUGGACUCCGAUCUGCCUCCCCAAGUUCAACUCCAGCAGCUUCUUCAGCGCCCACAUUUCCUACCUGGAGCAAGACACAGACCUGUGCCUUCUCCUGAUCUCUACUGACCGCGAAGACUUCUUCACUGUGUCUGCCUGCAAGCGCAGGUUCCUAGAACGCCUGAAGAAGCGGGGUGUUUAUCAUGCCCUCUUGGAGGCACAGCACACACCUUUCUACAGUGUCUCCCAGGUGGGAAUCCCAUACCUCAGGCACUUCAUCUACAAAUCCAAGAGUUCAGGACUCUUCACCAGCCCAGAGAUUGAGGCUCCCUACAUCACUGAGAACGAAAAGGAGAGACUUCUGGGACUGUACCAAUACUUACAUAGCCGGGCUCAUAAUUCUUUCCACCCUCUAACGAACAUCUAUUAUACUGGAUCUCAUGAAAACCUCCUGGCUUGGGUGACGAAUGCUUUUGAGCUCUACGUGUGCUUCAGCCCCCUGGGGACCAAAGCAGCAGCUGUUGGCGCUGUCCACAAACUUAUGAGAUGGAUCCGCAAGGAAGAGGACCGGCUUUUUAUAUUGACCCCGCAGACUUAUUGAACUUGGUGGUGUGGCCU